AGUACCUCGGCCGGAAAACAAUUAAGGCAAGGGCGGAGAAACCAAAGACUACUGCAUUGACCCGGCCGGCCGGCAGCUCAGCUCAGCUCAGCUCAAGGUGUUGUUCGUCCGCGAGCAAAAUCGCGGAGAUCCCAAAACCCUCCAGGCCCCAGCGUGCGCCGUAGGUUACCCCGCCCCGCCCCGUCGCUGCCGCCGCCGCCAAUUUCCUUUCUUUUCCUCGUCCCCGCCGCCUGCAUUACUUCUCUGCAUUACCGGUGCCGACCAUUGCCCUCACGCAGCUCCCCCCAAAGCUUCCACCGGGUACAGUGGUUUGUCAUUUCAAGACCUCUGCGAAUCAAUAUCGAUAUUCCUUGAGCUGCAGAUAGUAUUAAGGCUGUAUUUCGAGAAACAUGAAUCCUUACUUCAUCGGUUUUGUUGUCCCUUUUGUGGCAUCUCUUCUGUUUACCAAGAGAAAGGCUGAAAGGAAAAGGGGAGUGCCAGUUGAUGUGGGUGGAGAGCCUGGCCAUGCUAUCCGUAACUAUCGAUUCGAACAGCCUGUCGAAACACACUGGGAUGGGAUUUUCACACUCGCGGAGCUAUUCGAGCAAUCCUGCAAGCAGUAUGUCCACAUGCCCCUGCUUGGCACAAGGAAACUGAUUUCAAGGGAAUCAGAGGUAGCUUCUGAUGGAAGAUCCUUUGAGAAGCUCCAUUUGGGGCAGUAUGAGUGGAAAAGUUACAGUAAAGCAUUCAAGGCUGUCUGCAACUUUUCAUCUGGUCUUGUGCGAAUUGGUCACCUGCGGGAUGAGCGUGUUGCUAUCUUUGCUGAUACUCAGGCUGAGUGGCAGAUGGCGCUGCAGGCAUGCUUCCGACAAAAUAUUACAGUUGUCACCAUUUAUGCCUCCUUGGGGGAAGGAGCACUUUGUCACUCACUAAAUGAGACUGAAGUAACCACGGUGAUCUGUGGACGGAAAGAGUUGAAAAAGCUUAUUGAUAUAAAUGGUCAACUUGAUACUUUGAAACAUGUUGUCUACAUAAAUGAGGAAGGUGUCUCAAGCGAAGUAUCCUUGGCUAAACAAUGCACUAGAUGGAGAGUGGAGUCAUUUGAGGAGGUAGAGAGGUUAGGAUUGGAAACACCUGUCCAAGCAAAUUUGCCUCUCCCAUCUGAUACAGCGGUAAUAAUGUAUACAAGUGGCAGCACUGGAAUGCCCAAGGGUGUCAUGAUGAGCCACCGCAAUGUCCUGGCUACAGUAUCAGCUGUUAUGACUAUUGUGCCUGGACUUGGCAAGAAGGAUGUCUACUUGGCGUACCUCCCACUAGCACACAUCCUUGAGUUGGCCGCCGAGACGGUUAUAUUGGCUGUUGGGGCUUCUAUAGGAUAUGGGUCACCUUUGACCCUGAAUGAUACAUCAAAUAAAAUUAAAAGGGGAACUCAGGGUGAUGCUUCUGCACUGAAGCCAACACUUAUGACUGCUGUACCUGCUAUACUUGACCGUGUUCGUGACGGCGUAAGAAAAAAUGUAGAUGCAAAGGGUGGUCUAGCAAAGAGACUAUUUGAUAUCGCGUACAGCCGUCGGCUCGCUGCUGUUAACGGAAGUUGGUUUGGUGCAUGGGGAUUAGAGAAGCUCUUGUGGGAUGUGCUCGUCUUCCAGAAGGUGCGUGCAAUAUUGGGAGGACAGAUUCGCUUUAUACUUUCAGGUGGAGCUCCUCUGUCUGGAGAUACUCAGAGAUUUAUCAACAUAUGCCUUGGGGCUCCAAUAGGGCAGGGAUAUGGUCUGACUGAAACAUGUGCUGGUGGGACAUUCUCUGAAUACGAUGACACAUCUGUUGGUCGCGUUGGUGCUCCACUAUCUUGCUCAUACAUUAAGUUGAUAGACUGGGUCGAAGGUGGAUACUUAACAACUGAUUCACCAAUGCCUCGUGGAGAAAUAGUUAUUGGAGGCCCAAAUGUGACCAAAGGCUACUUCAAAAAUGAGACAAAAACAAACGAAGUCUACAAGGAUGACGAAAGAGGCAUGAGGUGGUUCUACUCCGGUGACAUUGGGCGUUUGCAUCCAGAUGGCUGUCUCGAGAUCAUUGACCGUAAGAAGGAUAUAGUAAAGCUUCAACAUGGUGAAUAUGUGUCUCUAGGAAAGGUGGAGGCUUCUUUGAGUCUGAGUCCAUAUGUUGACAACAUCAUGGUUCAUGCUGACCCCUCCCAGAACUACUGUGUUGCACUUGUCGUAGCUGCGCACAGCGAGUUGGAAAACUGGGCCUCGAAACAAGGGAUCACAUACACCGAUCUUUCCGAUUUGUGCCAGAAGCAAGUGGCUGUCAAGGAAGUUCUUCAGUCGCUAGUAAAGGCUGGUAAGCAGUCGCGACUGGAGAAGUUUGAGAUUCCAGCCAGGAUCAAGCUGAUAACGGAGCCAUGGACCCCAGAGUCGGGCCUCGUCACCGCGGCCCUCAAGCUCAAGAGGGAGGUCAUCAAGAAGGGCUACGGGACGGAUCUUGCCCAGCUGUACAGCUAGUGUUCCUUGUUGGCAAGAACGAAAUCCGCCCCUUUCAUUCGACGUUUCGUACCGCAGGUUCUGUGAAUACAACAGUGGACAGUUAUGAAACAGACAGUAUGUGAGAUGGCCAAGCUUGUGUGCUCCAUGCACAUUUGAUACUGGAACCUGAAAUGUGGAAUUAGUGAUUUCUUGCGUUUCAGCAAGCAUACCUUGAUACCUGUUCUCAGCUCAGCGUCAGCUUUGAUGGAAUAUCUCUGAAUCUUGCUGUCAUGAGUCACAUAUGACUUGCUACUAAAUAAAAUACACUGGAUAUGUAGGUUUCGGAUAUUUGUUAUUUCUGAGUAGGUUAUCUCCAGAUGUGUUUCGUAACAGUUAACAGAGGAAAAACAAAUCUUGAUUUGA
This is a messenger RNA of Brachypodium distachyon (stiff brome), 2867 nucleotides long. Its product is annotated as long chain acyl-CoA synthetase 9, chloroplastic. The transcript is spliced from 12 exons. The record is from RefSeq and is a predicted model, not a curated record. Bases 390 to 2483 code for a protein of 697 amino acids. Lineage: Eukaryota; Viridiplantae; Streptophyta; Magnoliopsida; Poales; Poaceae. Gene Ontology annotation, cellular component: endoplasmic reticulum; membrane. Gene Ontology annotation, molecular function: long-chain fatty acid-CoA ligase activity.